AUGACAGGUGACAGAGAAGUUUUUUUGCAGUUGGUGCUCAACAAUGUCAGGACUAAGAAGAACGUUCCCUAUGCUGAAUCGAUGAUGUAUGACGUACCCUUACCUUACUACAAUGGCAGUCGCAUGGAGCACCUCGAGUACUUGAGGAUUAACGAUAGAGCAGGGUCCCAUGACCAUUCGAUACGAAGCGGGAUGUCGUCCAAACAUCCUGGGAGCGAGUUUAUGCCACAGUCCAUUUUCGAUACUGAAAGUAGUAUAUACCAGGAAGAAGGAGAUGACUCUACGGAGAAGUAUGAUUUCAAAGUAAAUGAAAGAGAUGUAGUGCUACUCCAAAUGUCAUGGGACAUCCUCCUCAAAGAGUAUUUAACUCCCGAGGAACUAAAAGUGUUUCACACACUAUUAUAUUCAAACAAGAACAUAAAUUCGACAGAAAGACCGUAUCUGAAUACUAAUUUUGAAGGCUUAAUUUCCAAAACUUCAGAUCCCACCGUCAAAUCAAGUAAAAUCAAAAAGAGAGACAACGAUGACAAGGUUGAUACCGCGCUAUUUUGUUCACAAUUUUAUGAUAAUCUGAUUGCCAUGGACCCAUUACUAGAAGAUUAUUUCCCAUCUUUGAGACACCAGGCAGUUUCAUUUUGUAAAGUCCUUAAUUCUGCUGUCGACAACCUUGAAGAUGUACAUGUCUUAGACAGUUAUAUUGUAAAACUAGGAAAGCGGCAUUCUAGAAUUCUCGGUAUCAAAACUGUUGGUUUUGAAGUUAUGGGUAUGGCAUUUAUGACAACGUUACAAGACAGAUUCGGAUCUUUUUUCACAUUAGAGCUUAAGAAUCUCUGGGGUCAACUUUACUCUUACAUGGCGAAUUGUAUGAUCAAAGCGGGGAAAGACCCAAUGGAAAAGACUAAGAGCUGCGCUCCAGGUCAAGAUGUUUCAACCGUUUUAAAAUUACCGGUUGCCAAGCUUACAACGCAUGAUACGAGUGCUAUCAACGAGCUGCAUUUGGUCAAGACUAAAAAUGCCACUAGGCCUAACAAUAUAACACAAGUACCAAAGAACAAACCCAAUCCGGAAAUAGUCAUAGAAACACUUCCAACCGCAGAAAGGAAAGAUCGUACAGGAUCAUCAUCAAUCUCACCGAAGGGUUCCGAAAGCACGAAGCCUAGCGUCAGUAGCAGCAGUGUCGUGGAGAGCAGCAUCAAAAACAGUAGUUAUGAGAAAAGAAUUCGCGUAAUUCAAAAAACUGCUCAGCAAAAGAACUGUUCGAUCAUGUAA
Messenger RNA from Saccharomyces eubayanus, 1269 nucleotides. RefSeq lists its product as uncharacterized. Gene Ontology annotation, cellular component: intracellular anatomical structure. The record is from RefSeq and is a predicted model, not a curated record. Gene Ontology annotation, molecular function: FAD binding; oxygen binding; heme binding. Bases 1 to 1269 code for a protein of 422 amino acids. Lineage: Eukaryota; Fungi; Ascomycota; Saccharomycetes; Saccharomycetales; Saccharomycetaceae. The transcript has a single exon. Gene Ontology annotation, biological process: cellular response to nitrosative stress; nitric oxide catabolic process.